Messenger RNA from Toxotes jaculatrix (banded archerfish), 3381 nucleotides. RefSeq names its product fatty acyl-CoA reductase 1. NCBI's taxonomy places the organism in Eukaryota, Metazoa, Chordata, Actinopteri, Toxotidae. Gene Ontology annotation, cellular component: peroxisome. The transcript has 13 exons. Bases 191 to 1876 code for a protein of 561 amino acids. Gene Ontology annotation, molecular function: alcohol-forming very long-chain fatty acyl-CoA reductase (NADP+) activity. The record is from RefSeq and is a predicted model, not a curated record. Gene Ontology annotation, biological process: long-chain fatty-acyl-CoA metabolic process.
UCAGUCUAGCUGCUGUAGUCUGCGGACAGACAAGCGGUCGGUGGAGCCGAACAGGGCUUUUUAGACUGUGGAAGUAUUCCAUCAGCCAGAGCCCAGGGGCGGCCGGUGGGAGGAGGCAGAGAGUCCGCAGCUGCCGCACCGCACAGCCUCUUUGACAGUCGCAAGAGGAAGGAGCCGCCCGCACCAACCAAUGUCUACGGAGCUGUCUGAAGCCCAGGACCUCGACCGGUUGGGAGAGCAGGCGACAGACGGAACGACCAGACUGACGGACAUCUGCAGUGGAACAGCGGGCAGCAGCAUGGCGUCCAUAGCGGAAUACUAUGCUGGCAAGUGCGUCCUAAUCACAGGAGCCACCGGCUUCAUGGGAAAAGUGCUGGUGGAGAAGCUGCUGAGGUCAUGCCCUGAGGUCAAAGCCCUCUACAUCCUGGUCAGACCCAAAGCCGGGCAGUCCAUGCAGCAGAGAGUCAGCGACAUGAUGAAGUGCAAGCUUUUCGACCGCGUGCGGGAGGACAACCCCGACUUCCACCAGAAGAUCAUCCCUAUCAGCAGCGAGCUGAUGCAGCCGGGCCUGGCCAUCAGCCCAGAGGAUGUGGAGAAGCUCACCGCCUGCAUCAACAUCGUCUUCCACUGCGCUGCCACCAUCCGUUUCGACGAGCCACUCAAACACGCCCUGCAGCUGAAUGUAAUCGCCACGCAGCAGCUCCUCAGCCUGGCCCAGCAGAUGCAGCACCUCGAGGCCUUCAUUCACAUCUCCACCGCCUAUGCAAACUGCAACCGCAAGCACAUCGAUGAGGUCAUCUACCCGCCGCCCGUCGAGCCCAAGAAGCUCAUCGAGUCUCUUGAGUGGAUGGAUGACAGCAUUGUGCGAGACAUCACGCCGCGGCUCAUCGGCGACAGGCCCAACACCUACACCUACACCAAAGCCCUGGCCGAGUACGUGGUGCAGCAGGAGCAAGACAAGCUCAACAUCGGCAUCAUCAGACCCUCCAUAGUGGGAGCCAGCUGGCAGGAGCCUUUCUCUGGUUGGAUCGACAACUUCAACGGGCCGAGUGGAGUCUUUAUAGCUGCUGGCAAGGGCAUCCUGCGCACCAUGAGGGCCAACAAUGAUGCAGUGGCUGACCUGAUCCCUGUGGACGUGGUCAUUAACCUCACCCUGGCUGCAGGCUGGUACACGGCUGUACACAGAAGGAAAACAGAAAAACAGAAAAAUAAAAGACCUAAAACAGCUCUGGUGUACAACUGCACGACCGGCGGCAUCAACCCGUUCCACUGGGGAGAGAUUGAGCACCAUGUGAUGUCGUCCUUCAAGAGGAACCCGUUGGAGCAGGCUUUCCGCAGGCCCAACGCCAACAUCACCUCCAACUACCUGAUCAACCAGUACUGGAUCCUGGUCAGCCACAAGUUCCCUGCCCUCAUCUAUGACCUCUUCCUGCGUCUCUCUGGACAGAAACCGCAGAUGAUGCGCAUCUUUAAUCGUCUGCACAAGGCCAUCAGCCUGCUGGAGUAUUUCAGCAGCCAGGACUGGGAGUGGAACUCUGAGAACAUGAGCAUGCUGAUGAGCCAGCUAACACCUGAGGACAGGAAGACAUUUAACUUUGAUGUGCGUCAGCUGAACUGGCCUGAGUACAUUGAGAACUACUGCAUCGGCACUAAGAAGUACGUCCUGAACGAAGACAUGUCUGACAUUCCUGCUGCCAGACAGCAUCUGAGGAAACUGAGGAACAUCCGCUACACCUUCAACACUCUGCUGGUCAUUUUCAUCUGGAGGGUGUUUAUCGCCCGCUCCCAGAUGGCCAGAAACAUCUGGUACUUUGUGGUCAGCCUCUGUUUCAAGUUCCUCUCCUACUUCCGCGCAUCCAGCACCUUAACCAACUGAGUCUUCCUCACCGCCUCAAGCCAGAGACAGCAGCCCCUCGUCUUUAGCUAUCAGAAGGACAAAACAUCUGAGACUCUGACCAUCCACUGAGGACACUCCAAAUCCUCCUUUAGUGUGGAUUAGCAGGGCUCUCUGCGGGUGGGGGCUGCGGUUGAGUGAAGCACUCAGGUUGGGCGGGUAGGGGGGGGGGCGUCUACUAGCCAUGAAUUAUUUGUUUAGUUUGGAAAUCUGUCAUCAGUACCUGCACUGUUCAGUCACCAAACCCCGUCCAAAAAAACAGUGUUGUCAUUCGUUUUGAUCCUACCAUUUUCUUCUCAAAGUGGCCAAUUAUAUAUGCAACAAUAAGCCUUUUGUGUGACUUCCACUUUCUUUUCCACGUCAUUGUUUCCAUCCUCUUGAAUCUUGGUACAUUGCCUUGCCUUGUGAUGAUUUUUUUUUUUUUCAUACUUGAAAUAUGGCAGUGCUUCAGUGGAGGACAAUUUCUAUAAGAUUAUUUUGGUUCUCUGUUUGUACUGUGGGGAUAUCCAAUUCCUCUCUUUCAUACGCAGAUGAUUUGGAUAUCUGUACGUCUUGCAUUACAUGUAUCUACUGCCUUUUUGACGAUUACACACGACUGAUGCUUACCUGUCUCAAGGCCAGUCCACAGAUUACUGAGACUAGUAUUAAAGCUAAAAUCUGACCACACGAGACAACUGCAUUACUACAGAUAUCGAAACACACAGAUCUGCCAUCUUUCCUGCUGUUGAGGUUGUCACUUAUUUACUAUCACAAAUGGUAAUGUCAGUAUGUCUUUGAACAUAAACCUUGUUUGUUUGAAUGCUCAUCCACUUUUUGCCUGUUUGUACAGCAGUUUGUACUGAAACUAAGUUUACUACUUUUACAUCUUUAUACUUGCGUCAAAGGCUAGUCUGAUAUAUGUGGUAGACCUUGGCAGUGUAUUAUAUAUAAAUAAGAGUAAAUCAGAGUCAAGUUUAUUUGUAUAGCCCAAUAGGAGAUAUUGUACAGUGUUUACUAACAGUUCCCAACCAGACCCACGGUUUCUAAGAAGACAAACUCUCCCAAAACCUUAGCAGAAGAGGGAGAAACCUUCAGAGAGAGUCCCCCUCCUUCUUAGAUAGCUGGGGGUGAAAUAGGAGGCACAGGUGGUAAAAUUACAAAUUAACAUCAAGUAAGAAAUGCCAGAUACAAUUGGAUUAUACUCGAUUAAAUUAUAAUAAGUCCAAAAUGGCAAAUCCAAGGAGUGGGUCCAGUAUCAGUGCUUCACGUUAUGUCCAAGGUAGCAGGUAUGUGAGGUUAGGGGACCAAGCUUGGACCAGGCAGUUUGGUGGAGUAGGCCAACAGGUCACUUGAAAGACUGAAACCUCAUUUUGUGCCUCUGGUGUUUUGGUUUUACAUUCGAGUCACAGUGGUAAUUAUCAUAAUUGUGGAGAGAUGUUUAAAAAACCCAGAAGAUUAUUUAACGACAAUUUCUGCUAUAAAUGUAGCCUCCUUGAUUGGGGGGGGGG